GGCCGCGAUGCCCGGCGGGGCCGCGGGCUGAGGCGGCCGCCCGCCCGCCGCCAUGCCGGUGAAGAACCGGUACAACCUGGUGGACGAUGGCUGCGACUCCCGCGUCCCGCUGCACAACGAGGAGGCCUUUCAGCACGGCAUCCACUUCCAGGCCAAGUACAUCGGCAGCUUGGAUGUCCCCAGGCCCAACAGCCGCGUGGAGAUUGUGGCAGCCAUGAGAAGGAUCCGGUACGAAUUCAAAGCCAAGAACAUUAAGAAGAAGAAGGUGAGCAUCAUCGUGUCCGUGGACGGGGUGAAGGUGAUCCUGCGCAAGAAGCAGAAGAGAAAGGAGUGGACCUGGGACGAGAGUAAGAUGGUGGUGAUGCACGAUCCCGUGUACAGAAUUUUCUACGUCUCACAUGACUCGCAAGACCUGAAAAUAUUCAGUUAUAUCGCAAGGGAUGGUGCAAACAACUCCUUCAGGUGCAACGUCUUCAAAUCCAAGAAGAAGAGCCAGGCCAUGCGCGUGGUGCGCACCGUGGGACAGGCCUUCGAGGUGUGCCACAAGCUGAGCCUGCAGCACGCCCUGCAGAACGCCGACGGACAGGCCGACGGCGCCAGCGACAAAUCGGCCGAGGAGCAGCCGCUGGAAGUUCACCAGAUAAAGGGCUCCAAGAUCACGGAUGUGGACGAGGUUGGCAUCGAUACUGGUGGCAUCUGUGUGUCCGAAAGGGGACCCAGAGAGCUGCCAGGUGCCAGAGGGGACCUUGGCAUGCUGAAACCUGGGCAAGCCUCAAAGGAAAAGAACGGCCAGGAUGCCGAAAACUGCUCCCUCCACCUGGCCAGCUCACAGCAGCUGCUCAGCCCGAGCAGCCCCUGCUCCUCAGCCUCCAUCACCCCGCUGGCCUCCCAGCACUGCCUCCAGCUGCUCCAGCAGCAGCUCCUCCAGCAGCAGCAGCAGACGCAGGUGGCUGUGGCCCAGGUGCAGCUGCUGAAGGACCAACUGGCGGCCGAGACGGCGGCGCGGAUCGAGGCGCAGGCCCGGGUGCGGCAGCUCCUGCUGACCAACCGUGACCUGCUGCAGCACGUCUCGCUGCUGGUGCGGCAGCUGACAGUGCUGGAGGCCCGGGAGGAGCACCGGGACGAGCAUCGGCAGCCGGUUGACCACUCCUUACAAAACCUGUCCCUGGCCCAGUCCCUCUCCCUGAACCUGAAGAACCACUACAGCCUGGAUGUCCACGUGCCGUCCACUUCCACCCCCGCCAGCAUCCUGGGCAGCCCCGUGGCCCCCAGCUCACUGCCUUCCCUGGGCCCCAGGGACUCCUACCUCAACCUCGUCAGCCUGGACAGGGGCAGCCACCGCUACAGCAGCAAGGAGGGGGACGAGUGUCUGGCGGUGCUGGAGGGGCAGGAUGGGCUCAGCCGGCGCGUGGAGGGCUCCGAGGUCAGUGACUUCACUCUGCUCAACGGGAACAGCCGGCAGAAGGUGGAUGACACAGACAGAGGGGACGAGGACAGGCGGCAGCCGCCCAUUCCCAAGCUCAACCCACCACCACCCAUCCUACGCAAAAGGUCAAGCAAGACCUCCCCGAGCCUGGAAGUGGAGGUGAAGUCCGAGAGUACUGCCCACCUGAGCCUACCCAGUGCCAGCAUCUCCAGCCUCACCAGCAUCACUGCCAGCUCCCUCACCCUCUUGGACCCUGAGGCGAGAACUCCUGCACGGAGUGCUGCCUCCAGCACGGAGCCUGGCCCUGCCGGGACCUGCCAGCGCACUCUGGGCAAGGACAGGACUGGAGAGAACAGGCCAAUGUCCCCCUUGGCCAGCAUCCAUGACCCAACAGCCAGCGAGACUCUGGCCAAGGAGCUGAUGGCCCUGGGCAGCCCCACGGACAGCUCACUGCCCUUCUCCCCUGCUGAUGACACCUGCUUGCACAUCAGCUUCUCUGAAGAUGAGCUGGACACUGCUGUGGGGCCCAGCAGAGUCCCCUCUUAGUGGGACCACACAAUAUGUGGUGGCUGGUGGCUGGCAGCCCCAGCCUACAACCCUGUGCUGGGAUUGGGGGUCCCUGUGCCCAGGAUACAAGACAGGUUCCUUUCCUGUCCCUGUCCCACGUAACAGCUUUCCCCACCCCACAGGAUGGGACUGGCCAGCCCUGCCUCAGUCUGCACCAGCUCACUCUGCUGUCACACUGCCAUCCUGUCCCUGCUGACACAGCCAGGGAUGCUCACAGCAGAGAAUUCCCAGGGAGCUGAAGGGUGGAAGCCCUGGGCAGGGCAUGGCACAGCGCUGUGGGACAAGAGGCUGUUCUGGUUCAUCAGUGCCACCCAUGGCAGCCUGAGCAGGGCCACACAGCACAGCCAUGGUGUCACUCCCCUGCCCAGCUGCCUGAGGUGUGUCCCAGUGUGCCACCACGCUGGGUCUCUCCAGGGCUGCCAGUGUCCACCAGCCCCACCUUGUGCCCAGCCCUGCUUUGGGGGCAGCAUCCCCACCACUGUGUCCCCAUGCAGUGAUGCCACCACUGCCUCCAUAGGUGCCUUCUCCCACUCCCCAGCACCCACUGCCUACACAGCUUGGGCCACCCCUCUGAGGCCACUGAUGGGUGUAGGGCUGGCCCUGGGAGCCUGCAGCAGUGGGGGUGACCCCCUAAGGAAGGGUGCACCCCAUGUCCCGGGGUCAGGGCAGAGAGCCCUCCCAUGCCCCUGAGCUGCUGGUGGCUGCAGGCAGGAGGCUGCUCCUUGCACAGAUUUUAGGGUGUUUGGGUCUGGUCUUAGAAAUCUGAGUGUCCUGGGAGGAGUUAAGGUUUAAGGAAGAAGCUGAUGGUGGGGUGAAGGGCAGGUUCUGUGGAGGGACCGAGGUGAUGCUCAUCCACCUUGGUUGUUUGUCAGAGGGUGUUGGGAAAGUGUUGGAGAGUUGAGUUGGGAAGUGUCAAGCAGAAAUGGAAACUUGGAGCAGCCGUGCUGCCUGUCCCUGGCAUGGUGCUGCUCCUGUGGGGAGAGGGGGGUGACAAGACCUGCACCCAGAGCCUGCCAUGGCAGUGACAGAGCUGGGAGGGAGCUGGGGACUGGGCCAGGGGUUGUAAAGCUCGGCUGGGCUGUCCCAUAGUGCGGUAGUGACAGCCCAGCCCCUCCAUAGGAUGCUGCGGUUUGGUAAUGGACUUUUAAAGAAAAAAAAUAAAGGUGUCAGAUUUGCAGAG
Parus major (Great Tit) is the source of this 3173-nucleotide messenger RNA. Its product is annotated as carboxyl-terminal PDZ ligand of neuronal nitric oxide synthase protein-like. NCBI's taxonomy places the organism in Eukaryota, Metazoa, Chordata, Aves, Passeriformes, Paridae. The coding region runs from base 53 to 1972 and encodes 639 amino acids. The transcript is spliced from 11 exons. The record is from RefSeq and is a predicted model, not a curated record. Gene Ontology annotation, molecular function: nitric-oxide synthase binding.